CUGCCCACAGGAAAUACGUCACAGCUACCACUGGCUUCCGGGUUUCUGUCUGACCUCUCUGCACAUUGGAAAUGCUGCCUCGUCUUGCCUGGAGGGGAUUCCCUCUGACUUUGCAGUUUUAUCAGAAGACACCACCAGUUUAUCAGAUGUGUAAACAACACCUAUUGUCAACACCAGCCCACACGGUUUACAUCAGCAGCAGGACCUUAUUGUUGCCCUGCAAGCCAGCCCUGCAUGCUGCUCCCUGCAUCCUAAACUCCAGGUGCGGAAGCCGCAAGUUUAGCUCCCACAUGAAAAAGAGGAAAGUCCAGGAGGAAGAUGAUCGAAAGAAUUUAGGUUUACUGAGAUACGACCUGUUGUCUCUUAAAAAUGUGCCCAAGCCUGCUCUUUACCUGGGGUUGGGAGGUUUGAUCCCCUUUGUUGCUCCCCCUGUUGUAAUGAUUGCAUCAUCUUGCUACUACCCAGAGUUGGGCUACGCGCAGAUCGCAUAUGGUGCCGCCAUACUUUCCUUCCUUGGCGGUGUUCGCUGGGGUUUUGCCAUUCCGGAAGGCAGCCCUGCCAAGCCCGACUGGAUGAAUCUGGCUAACAGCACGGUUCCAGCAAUCUUUGCGUGGAUAGCUCUUCUCUUCAAGGAUACCCCAACAGAGUCUGCAUUACUUGUUAUCAUGGGGUUAGGGAUUGCAUUACACUAUGACCUUGCCCUGCUCCCUACUUACCCUUCGUGGUUCAAAGGAUUAAGAGCUGUGCUAACGUUCGUAGCAGUCUUAUCGCUAAUAGCUACUUUAACGAUUUCAGGGCUCUAUCCACACAAAACAUUGGUUAAAGGACCACCUGACUUCUGAUACCUACUUCCACAAUGCAGCAGGUUUAUGAGGUUCCAAAAAACUAACUGGUUGAACGAGAAGAUUAUAGUUUGACACAAGGAAUCCUCCAGGCCAGGUUUAAUCACGCAUAUCAAAGCUCACAACAGUCAACGAAUAGAUUGUAUUAUGUAGAUUUUAUAUAUUCAUUCAUCCAGAAAAGUACAUUUCUAUGCCAAAAUGGAAGAACACGUUAAAAAUGGUCAAAUACUUCCGUUGUAUUCUGAAUAAAAUAUAUUGGAUCAAUAAUGUAUUCCCCCAUAUGAUCAGCAUCGCUUGUCAAAAUGACAAAAACGUGAUUCAAAAUCAAUCAAAAUACCUUUUAGCUCUCUUAAUAUUCUAAUGAUCUUACAGCCCUUGCACAGCAGACCCAACAAACGGCCCUGACAGAGUUGAGAGCGAGUGCAGACUACGGUUUGCUCAGUCAGCUUUGCAGUGAUGCUUAGGAUCGUCCUUCAAUUUAACGAUAAAUAUAUCAUUUUGAAAGUUUAAACGCGAUACAUGCAAAUCUAUUUUUGCCUGAUAUAAACAGGUUUUCUCACAGAGUCUGCAUGAACAGGGGUUAUUAUUCUCAUCAAAGAUCAGACCAACAAUUAUCACCAGCAUUUCCUCUCAAACCUGAACGCACUCUGCAAUAAAUGAAACGUUCUGUGAACUCUUGUGAUGCUGUGCUUCCACAUUUUGUUUGUAAGCUUUUCUUCACUUUC
This is a messenger RNA of Pelobates fuscus (common spadefoot toad), 1567 nucleotides long. It is a transcript of the gene TMEM69, whose product is annotated as transmembrane protein 69. NCBI's taxonomy places the organism in Eukaryota, Metazoa, Chordata, Amphibia, Anura, Pelobatidae. The record is from RefSeq and is a predicted model, not a curated record. The transcript is spliced from 3 exons. The coding region runs from base 72 to 842 and encodes 256 amino acids.